This is a messenger RNA of Strongylocentrotus purpuratus (purple sea urchin), 1929 nucleotides long. RefSeq names its product AP-1 complex subunit sigma-2. Gene Ontology annotation, molecular function: clathrin-cargo adaptor activity. Gene Ontology annotation, cellular component: AP-1 adaptor complex; membrane coat; intracellular membrane-bounded organelle. The record is from RefSeq and is a predicted model, not a curated record. Bases 138 to 614 code for a protein of 158 amino acids. The transcript has 5 exons. NCBI's taxonomy places the organism in Eukaryota, Metazoa, Echinodermata, Echinoidea, Camarodonta, Strongylocentrotidae. Gene Ontology annotation, biological process: intracellular protein transport; vesicle-mediated transport.
CGUCAAUAUUAUUAUAAUUUAGCACAGCUCUGCAAUCUGAAAUCUGCUCCUAAAUUGUCGCCAAAUUUACUAUGUUACGAGCAAAACAUCCCCAGUUUUAAAUCAUUUUAAGAGAGAGUACACCCUCAAUCAGUAUUAUGCUUCAGUUUAUGCUCUUAUUCAGCCGACAAGGCAAGCUGCGUCUGCAGAAAUGGUACACGCCGCAUCUAGAAAAGCAAAAGAAAAAGAUAACAAGGGAACUCAUCGCAACAGUACUAACGAGAAAACCCAAAAUGUGCAAUUUCUUGGAGUGGAGAGAUUAUAAAAUUGUGUACAAGAGGUAUGCCAGUCUUUAUUUCUGCUGUGCCAUUGAAGAGAAUGACAAUGAACUCUUGACACUGGAGAUCAUCCAUAGAUACGUGGAGCUUCUGGAUAAAUACUUUGGUAGUGUAUGCGAGCUAGACAUCAUAUUCAACUUUGAGAAGGCCUACUUCAUGCUCGACGAGCUAAUGCUAGGCGGAGAGAUUCAGGAGACGAGUAAAAAGAACGUCCUCAAGGCGAUACAAGCACAGGAUCUAUUGUCAGAGGAGACGGAGGUUAACAAGAGUGUUCUUGAGGAGCUCGGUCUUACAUAGAUGAUGACACCUCGACUAAUUCUCAACAAUUCAAAGCCUAUUUGCAGCAGUGGACCCCGGGGCCAUGGGGAGCACCCCCCCCCCCUCAGCAAAACCUAUGUAAGGUAUAGGUCUAUUGGUUUUUAAAAUGCCCCCUAAAUGUAAAUGUGCCCCCUAAAAUGAGCUGAAUUUUUAUAAAUCUGCUUCCGUAGACUGUUUCUGUGCACACACUGUCCUCCUCAUUCUUGCCUCCCUGUGAAACAAUCUUUGAGAUACUUGGCCUAGUUCACACUUCAAAACAAUUAUGGGGCAAAAAAUAAUGACACAGUGCACUGCAGGGGGCCCUUGAUAUGUGUUCCUACUUUUUGUUUCACCCAGACUUUCCAUUCAUUUACACUUAAAAUGUUUUUUUUAUUUUGCUGUGAUAUUAUUGUAAGGUGGUUUACUUUGUCAUGCCUGAACAAAACUUAAACAGCGCCAUCUUGUGGAAAAGUAUGCACGUUUAGAUUCAGAGACCUUCAUAGAGUCAUUCAACACACUGCAUGGCCCAUGACAACAAUGUCAUCAAUGUUAUCAGUAAAAUGAUCUGGAAACCCAAUCAGAGACUUGAAAAAUCUGCUCUUGGUCCAUUUCAAUAUCUGAUUGUAUUGCCAAUAGAACUAAUGUUGAAUUGUAUAUUAAAGUGAUACCAAAAUUAGGACCAUGCAUUUCAAUAUGAUAUGUGAGGCUAUUGAAAUUCUUGUAGAGUGGAUAUCUUUAAAGUGAAAUUGUGAAGUUAAAUACCAAGAAUUGUGAAUCAACAGCAGCUUUAGAAUAUUAUAUAACAAUCAUCAGAAGCUGAUGAUAGGGGAGGGGUGUAUUCUCAUUGUUAUAAUUGUAUUCUGUUAUUGCGUACAUUUAAAUUUAGUUUGUAACUUCAAAUCUUAGAAAGGGCUGAAUAUAUGUUCUUGAAAGAAUCAUUUGAAAUAUAUUAGUGAAAAGGUGUAAGGAUCAAUGACUUUGAUAUUUCCAUGUUGUAGAACAUAUUUUUGUGUUGUCAUUUUGUAAAUUUCUGUUGUAUUACCAAAGCUUUUUAAGCAUAGAAUACUUUUUAAGAUUAUACUAUGGUACUAAGCAUUCAUUAUGUCCCUUGUUUGCGUUUGUGAAAAUGUAUUCUGGCUAGAAGUCACAAAAUUGAAUUCAAAAUUGUUUUGUUUGUAUUGUCAUGUUUUCUUGUAGUUUGCGAUUGGUUUAGAUUAUCGAUAUAUAUUCAUUCCAGUUUUUGAUUCUUAUAUGGAUUUAAAGCAGAUAAAAGUUGUCAAAAAUACAUUAUUCAUGAAUAGUUUGAAGGAAACAA